AUGAUCGGUGUCACUAACGCCAAUGAACAACAAGCCCUUAACAGAGCGCAAGAGGUCCGGCAAUUUGAAGACUCCAACCUCGCAGUCAAAGGCCUCCUCGACUCGGGCCUCUCCACCCUCCCUCCCAUGUUCAUCCACCCGCCCGACCUUCUAUCCAGCCUCAAGCAUGUUGUUGGGCUCAAGACCGAUUCAAUCCCCAUCAUUGAUCUCUCCGGCUCCAACUUCGACCGACGACCCUCAAUCAUCGAGGAAGUUGCACGUGCUGCUCAUGAGUUUGGCUUCUUCCAGAUAGUCAAUCAUGGCGUGCCCACGAAGGUCCUGAGUCAAACGAUCGUGGCAGUGAAAGCGUUCCAUGAGCAGCCAGCGGAGGUGAAGGCUAGGAUCUAUCGAAGGGAAUCUAAGACCGGGGUCGCCUUCUUCACCUCCAGCGUGGACUUGCUUCACUCCAACACGUUUUGCUAG
Molecule: messenger RNA, 462 nt
Organism: Eucalyptus grandis
Lineage: Eukaryota; Viridiplantae; Streptophyta; Magnoliopsida; Myrtales; Myrtaceae
Product: 1-aminocyclopropane-1-carboxylate oxidase homolog 8-like
Exons: 1
Coding region: 1-462 (153 amino acids)
Source: RefSeq, a predicted model, not a curated record